AUGGACCAUUGCUCCUUUCCCCCUCAAGUUUCAUUCUUGCCCCCAUUUCAGCAGGUCCCAGCUAUCCUCAAAUCCGAUGCCUGGCCAAGGCAAGGGCCCGUGGAUCUGGAGUCUGGUCAGAACAGGACGUCUGUGACUGAAUUCAUCCUGCUGGGGCUGACGGAUCGUCAGGAACUGAAACCCAUCCUCUUCACUGUCUUUCUUCUGGCCUAUGUAGCCACUGUGGGUGGCAACCUGAGCAUCUUGGCUGCCAUCGUGGUGGAACCCAAGCUGCACACACCCAUGUACUUCUUCCUGGGGAACUUGUCUCUCCUUGACAUCGGAUGCAUCACUGUCACGGUGCCCCCAAUGCUGGUACAGCUUCUGUCCCAAGAUCUCUCCAUUUCCUUUGCUUCCUGCUUUUCCCAGCUCUUCUUCUUCCACCUUCUGGCCGGUGUGGAUUGCCACCUACUGACUGCCAUGGCCUACGAUCGCUUCUUAGCUAUUUGCCGCCCAUUGACCUAUGCCACCCGAAUGAGCAGGGCCAUACAGGGGAGUCUGAUAGGCGUAUGCUGGACCAUCUCUUUCUGCAAUGCACUGACCCACACGGUGGCUCUGUCCAUGCUUAGCUUCUGUGGCCCCAAUUUGGUAAACCACUUCUACUGUGAUGUGCCGCCACUUUUUGGGCUCUCCUGCUCCAGCACCAGUCUCAAUGAGAAGCUGCUCUUUGUAGGUGCAGUCUUCAUGGGAGUGGUGCCCCUGACGCUCAUCUCUACCUCCUAUGCCCACGUAGCCGCUGCCGUGCUGCGAAUCCGUUCUACGGAGGGCCGGAAGAAGGCUUUCUCCACCUGCACCUCACACCUGACCAUUGUGUGCAUCUUCUAUGGCACAGGCUUCUUCAGCUACAUGCGCCUGGGCUCUGUUAACGCCUCAGACAAGGACAAAGCCAUUGGGAUCCUGAACACUAUCCUCAGCCCUAUGUUAAACCCACUCAUCUACAGCCUCCGCAACCCUGAUGUUCAGGGUGCCCUGCGAAGGGUGUUCAUGGGCCAGAGGCCCAUGGAAUAA
This is a messenger RNA of Sarcophilus harrisii (Tasmanian devil), 1047 nucleotides long. RefSeq names its product olfactory receptor 139-like. Lineage: Eukaryota; Metazoa; Chordata; Mammalia; Dasyuromorphia; Dasyuridae. The record is from RefSeq and is a predicted model, not a curated record. The coding region runs from base 1 to 1047 and encodes 348 amino acids. Gene Ontology annotation, molecular function: G protein-coupled receptor activity; olfactory receptor activity. Gene Ontology annotation, biological process: G protein-coupled receptor signaling pathway. The transcript has a single exon. Gene Ontology annotation, cellular component: membrane.